AUGAACAUUCUUAAGCAUUUCCCAAGCUAUGUUGGCCCGUCUAAGAUUAGGACUUUGGUAAUACCAAUUGGCCAUUGGACGCGAAAAGAGUUUAAUGAUGCAGUACAGAAACUUUCUGAGUUCAACGAGAUUUAUUUAUCCGAUGUAACGCCCAUCGACAGUCCUAUCUUCACACCGCAAGGCUUCCCUCAUGGGAAGUUAUUUUUCGAAUUCUUAACCAUAGAUCAUGAUGAUGCAUUGGAAUUGUUUCUUUAUGAUUUUGAGCCGUUUCGGAAAACAUUUGUCAUUAUUGGGCUGGUGAAUGAUGGCAGUGACCCCUUGGCAAAUUUGAAUUUCAUGAAGGAGAAGUACCCAACUUUAAUUUCACCAAAUUUGGUGUAUGCUUCAUCUCCACCCACUAAAGAGCUUGAGCAAGUCAUAGAUACUAUGGAAAAUGUAUUCGUGUCUUCACCAGAUAUGCAGAAAAACAUAGAGACGAUUAUGUGUGACAUAGCAAGAAACUUUCUAACCGCAUUGAACAACUAUUACUCUUCGUAUAAGCAUGUUACUUUGAGGUCACCGGGUGCGAUCGGUGGGAACUCGGUACUGAAAACAACUCUAAUAAGACAAAACAACUACACACCUUCAUCAUCCACCGCAUCCAUGUCAGUAGUACAAUCCUCUGUCUCAAGUUUAUCGAAGGCAGGCUCAGUUACCACUACUUCCAAGAGAUUAUCUUCUUUUGAGAUGACCACCAAUAGUUUAAAAAGAUCUGCUUCUUUAAAGCUAGCUACCACGCUUUCCACAUCUGAGAAUAGGGCUCAACAAAAGUCACUGGGCAGACAAUUAAAAAUUUUGGGGAAUUUCCAAUUGCUGGCAGGAAGGUACGUUGAUGCGCUGAACAGUUUUGUUGAUGCCAUUACAAUUUUAUACAAGGUGCGUGACUACUUGUGGUUGGGUUCUGCUCUUGACGGUAUUUCCAUCUGCUUUUUACUUCUAUCUUACCUCGGUUUGUCAUACCAGAUUCCACAAAUCGUGAGUCUCAUUUGCCCUGUGGAAAAACUCAAUAUUGAAGCUAGUUCAACCGGCCUUUCACCCGUAGAUUCCAAUAAUAAAGCCACAGCGAGUACGACAACAUCAAGUACGCCUAGGAACAGCAUAUCUAUAGCCGCUAUGCAGUCUCCUAGAAAUUCCAUUAUGUCUUUGUCUGCUCCGGCAUUAAAUAUCGAUGUUGAGAAUAUCAAUCUCCCGUUAUUGAUUAAAUGCAUAUCUGACAAAGUCUUGUACUACUACGAUUUGAGUUUAAUGCACAAUAGUGAAUAUGCUCCGCAAGUAGUUUAUUGUGAAUCUUUACUGAAGACUUUAACUUUUAUGACCUCGUGCUAUAAAAGUUCAGAGUUUUCAAAGGAUGUUUUAGACACUAUUGUGAAAAACCAACAUAGGCCCUUAUCAGCUAUUCCUAGUAGUCCCAUAUUUCCAAGAUUUGAAAUUUACUUCUACAGCAAUAAAUUAUUUGAGUUACAAUUGAAGGAAAUGCAAGUUGAGGCGCAAGUAAAAAUCUACUCUACAAUGGCAGAGGUUUAUAGCCUUUUGGGAUACAAAAGAAAGCAAUUAUUUGUGUUGAGGUUAUUGAUGGUGGCCCUUUUGGCAACUCCAAAUAAGAUAGCAUGGCAUCCUGACUACAGAACUAUAAUUAAUACCAUCAUGGAACUGCUUGAUAUCAACGAAAGAGGGGCUAAAAUUAACGUAGAUGACCCAUCUCAAUCUAGUUGGUCUAUUCUACAGAAAAAGAUUCUACAACUCUGCAUUAAAGUCUCAAGAAAAAUCAAUGACUUCGAAUACGUCGCUAAGUUCAGCUCCAUAUUAAUUACGAAAUAUACGCACCUGUUAAAUCAACCAGAACAAGAUACCUUACUCAGAGAAUAUAUUCAGCCCUCAAUCACCAACGAGUCUAUCACACGUUAUUGGGAUCCUUUCCUUCUGCGGGAAAUUGUUAUAAAUAGAAUAUUGGAUGGUGACCCUACCUCAAAUGAAAUCCCAUUAGAAUCGGAUAUAAGCAGCCUUGAAACUCCAAAAAGUAAGCAAAAGUCACAGGAUAUUAAUCCGCAGGAAGUUUUUAAUCCUUUCAAACGAGUUCAACCAACUUCAUUUAUUUCAAACAACAAUACCAAGCUUCCUACUUUAGUGUUUUUAGUUGGUGAUAGGGCGGAAUUCACUUGCAGAGUACAGAAUCCUUUCAAAUUUGACUUUACAAUCAAUGACAUCCAAUUAGAUGAGGAAAUAUCCGAAUUUUGUGAGAUCGACAGAAAGGCUGUAAGAUAUUCAGGACCAUAUAAUGUUAAGGCUGAGUCUAUAAGAUCUAUUACGCUGCCUUUAAUUAUUAAAAGACCAACAUACAAAAAAACCUACCAAAUUUCGUCCCUAAAAAUCUCCGUCUUAAAACUACCGCCUCAGAAAUUUGAUAUUAUAAAAGAUUCUAGAAAGUCGAAUCUUGUUGAAAAAGAGGCUGAAUACAACAAAUGCAUAUACGGAAAAUUAAGAAUUAAAAUUUUGCCUGAACAACCACAAUUAGAGUUAUUGAGUACUUCCAAGAUGACAAGAAACUCAUGGAUGAUGUUAGAUGGUACCAAAACAGAUUUUCAUAUAACGGUGAGAAAUAAAUCGCUGAGUUGUACAAUAGAUCAUGUGAAGAUCAUAUCAAUGAACAAUAUUGAGCAAAUGUUAAAACCUGACUAUUGGAAAAAAAUGCCGCCAGAUGAUUUGUACAUCAUGGAAAAACAACUAGAUUGGCUUUCUAAGUCUUGCGUACGUAUUGUUAAAGUGCCAACGGUAAUCAAACCGAAUGAAACCAUCACGUUUGACUUGGAAUUAGAUAACACUGCUGUUCCAUUUAACUUUACCGGAUUUGAUUUAUUGAUUGAAUAUGGUAUGAGCGCUGCUGAGGAAUCCUGCAUUUAUUUGAAAAAGUUAUCAAUACCCUAUGAAGUGACAUUAAGAAGAACUAUUGAGGUACCAAGUAUGGACAUCAUUCCGCUAAAUGAACUCUUCAGCUCACAAGUUGAAAAUGUUGAUUGGAUUGAGUACGUAAUGGACAAAAUACGUGCGGACACUAACCUUCACCCUAGCGAUUUUAUACUGUUAUUAUUGGACUUUAGGAAUUCUUGGAUUGAUGGAAUAAAGUUAAAUGUUCAAUUUGAAGAUUUCAACAGUAAUGAGUAUCAUGUAGAAGCAAGCCAUACCUCGAGAAUUAUUGUUCCUAUUAGAAAAAUCGAUUACAAAAGAUACAAUUUUGAGAAUACGCCUAUACCAAGAAUUUAUCCCGGCCGGCAAUUUAUUCAAAGUGGUUUGAACGAGGAACAGACCAUAGAAAUGAGACAAAAAUUUUGGUGUCGCGAACAUAUUAUUUCAAGGCUUAAAUGUAAUUGGAAAUUAACCACAGACCAAUCUGUGACAGGUUCGGUAGAUUUCAAUAAGUUCAUAGAGAAGUUUGAUCACAAGAUGGUCUACACGAUAUACCCUGGGAGAUUAUUUUAUGGAGUGCAGCUAUUGCUUGAUGAACCAAAAGUCAAAGUAGGAGAAAGAACGAACUUGAAAAUAUUGGCGGAGCCAACCAGCUCAUGUAGAAGAAAACAAAAUUCAACUAUAAACUUCUUAGAUAUUGUGAUCCUCGAUAGCAAGACAUCAAAACUGUUACCAAGAUCGAACAGACGAAUUUUGUAUAAUGGUUCAUUAACUAAACCAAUUAGUACAGCCAAGACUUCAGAAAUUAACUUGGAAAUUAUUCCAAUUGAAAGAGGCCGGUACGAAUUUAGCGUUUGCAUUUCCAAAUCAAAUAACCAAGAUGGAAUUAUCCAAUUCGAUUCCGAAAGCGUUAAUUUGUCUGUUAUUUAG
Molecule: messenger RNA, 3870 nt
Organism: Saccharomyces paradoxus
Lineage: Eukaryota; Fungi; Ascomycota; Saccharomycetes; Saccharomycetales; Saccharomycetaceae
Gene: TRS120
Product: TRAPPII-specific subunit TRS120
Exons: 1
Coding region: 1-3870 (1289 amino acids)
Cellular component (GO): trans-Golgi network
Source: RefSeq, a predicted model, not a curated record